GAUAAAAAGCACAAAUAAAGCCAAGAGCUCAGUCAGGGCAAAAAUCACCGUAUCCCUUUUAUACCUUCUUUCACCUGUGUUUCAGGAACAUCCUCAGGCUUCUCAACUGAAAUAAUGAAGAAACAAGGCUCAGAUGGCAGUCCUGCUCCGGUUAUGCCCCCGCUGCCAGAACCAUUAAAAAAUCUGAAAAUCGAGUACACCAAGAUAUUUAUAAACAAUGAAUGGCACAACUCAGUCAGUGGUAAAAAAUUUGCAGUCUUUAACCCUGCAACUGAAGAGAAAAUCUGUGAGGUUGAAGAAGGAGACAAGGCGGACGUAGACAAGGCAGUGAAAGCAGCUAGAAAGGCUUUUGAGCUCGGGUCAACCUGGCGCACAAUGGAUGCCUCAGAGCGAGGAAGGCUCUUGAAUAAACUCGCUGACUUGGUGGAAAGAGAUCGUCUGAUUCUAGCUGUGAGUACGAGAUGUGAACAAAAGGACAAGAAGGAAAGUCCUGAUUUUUACAGAAGGGUUCAGGAGAGUUUAACAGCCAACUCUUUGGAAAGCUAG
Haemorhous mexicanus (house finch) is the source of this 546-nucleotide messenger RNA. Its product is annotated as aldehyde dehydrogenase 1A1-like. The record is from RefSeq and is a predicted model, not a curated record. The coding region runs from base 115 to 546 and encodes 143 amino acids. Gene Ontology annotation, molecular function: benzaldehyde dehydrogenase (NAD+) activity. The transcript is spliced from 3 exons. Lineage: Eukaryota; Metazoa; Chordata; Aves; Passeriformes; Fringillidae.